Melanotaenia boesemani (Boeseman's rainbowfish) is the source of this 761-nucleotide messenger RNA. RefSeq lists its product as uncharacterized. The transcript has 4 exons. NCBI's taxonomy places the organism in Eukaryota, Metazoa, Chordata, Actinopteri, Atheriniformes, Melanotaeniidae. The record is from RefSeq and is a predicted model, not a curated record. Bases 138 to 761 code for a protein of 207 amino acids.
GUUAAUAAGGUGGGCGGUUCUAACAUUUCUCUGCAGCGCGAUUGGUUGAAGUGGUGCGUAUGCUCCCAUCUACUGCUACUGCCUAGAUUCGAGUGUAUGAGUUGUUCUUUUGGUUGGUCAAUUUGCUAGGCCUACGAAUGGAAAGUUGUUUUGCAGCCGAUAUCGAACAAAAUGAAGCAAACGACUACCUCCAGUUUCGUUUGGCACGGAUCAUGGAGGAUUUAGUUCAGCUCCAAGCUGAGAUGGAUGUGGAGGUUGACUCGGCUGCAUUGGACAGUCUGGAGGAAGUUGCCCGCCAACUAGCCAUCCGCUCAGAGUCAGAGGGAACAAGGACUGGACGACCAUCCUUUAUUUUACCUCCAGAAGUCAUCGAAGCGCACCUCCAUUUGGGCCACACCGCUGCAGACAUCGCAUAUUUGUUCAGGGUGUCUGAGCGAACAAUCAGACGGAGGAUGGCACAGUACGGGAUAAGAGUCCAUGAUCUGUUAACACCGCUGGAUGACAAAGAUCUUGAUGAAAAAGUGACCCAGAUUCUUCAACACCAGCCCAACUGUGGCUACAAAAUGAUGCUUGGUCACCUGAAUGCUCAGGGCAUCCACAUACAGAGACAACGUGUGCAGGAUUCCAUGCGGCGUGUGGAUCCUCAUGGAGUUUUAUUGCGAACCCUUCAGUUGAACCCACAGAGACGGAGGAGGUACUCUGUGCCAGCAUCCAACAGUUUGUGGCACAUCGAUGGCAAUCACAAACUAAUAAGAUAUUAG